This is a messenger RNA of Candidula unifasciata, 933 nucleotides long. The record is from the annotation of a GenBank genome assembly. Lineage: Eukaryota; Metazoa; Mollusca; Gastropoda; Stylommatophora; Geomitridae.
AUGAGAGGGAUUCUCAAAUUAAUGUCCCGCGACACCGACAGUAACAAUCGAUCUACAAAAGGGACAGUGACCACGAACGCGCGCUAUCUGACAAGGCAGCCUCUAUUUCUGACACUGCAGGGCUUGCACUACGGCAGGCUGGGGAAUCAGAUGUUUAUGUAUGCCUCUCUUCUAGGGAUUGCUCACACCUUGAAUAGGACUGCCUUCAUCAGCCCGGGGUUUUCUUUGGAUGUCGCCUUCAAACUUGGACACGUGGCUGAGAUUCCAGAAUCUGAAACUUGGCCUAUUGCGGAGCAGAACUAUUACGCUAUAUUCGAGAGAACAUACUUAAACAAGCUUCGCACCGAUGACCUCCAACACGAGAACCUCACACUGAGCGGCUUCUUCCAAUCCUGGAAGUAUUUUCAGAACAUCACAGAAACAAUCAGGACAGAAUUUCUUUUCAGGACCCCAGUUCUUCGCCAGCGAGACAAAAUACUGCAGACAGUACUUCCGCAUCCCAAACAGGAAGUAAUACUUGUCGGAGUUCACGUUAGAAGGUCUGACCUCCUGUCCAACCAGAACAUCGCUAUGGGGUACACCGUGCCGGACACGUCUUACUUCAAGAAAGCAUUUCAGUGGAUGAGGAGUAAAUUUGUCGGGGAAAAGGUUAUGUUUUUGGUGGCCAGCGAUGAUUUUUUAUGGUGUGAGAAUCAUUUGAGAGGAAGUGACGUAUUGCUUAUGCCUCCGGCUCCACAAGCUGUUCAUCUUGCAUUAUUAAGCAGUUGUGAUCACGUGAUAUUUUCAACCGGAACUUUCGGGUGGUGGGGGGCGUGGCUGGCCGGAGGGUAUGUUGUGUAUUAUAAAAAGUAUCCAGGUUACGGCACGAAUUUAUCCAAAGGAUUUUCUAGGGAUGAUUUUUUCCCACGUCAUUGGGUAGGACUUGGUGAUUAG